AUGCCGAAGCUACUCUUCCUGAAUUCGUUCGUUUUGAUCCGUGUAUUGCGUCCGCGCAUCAGGCUUGACCAGGUGGUUCUGGCAAUGGUUUGUCGCAUUCUUGAGCGAUUCUCUGGCCAGGCGAUGGCAUCUGACGUUGGUUCCCUGGCGCGCCUCACACUGUACGAACUCCGCGUCCUUUUGGCAGCCACAUGUAGAAGUAGAUACAUACCUUGGAAGGGAGGCCUUUGUGUUUGGGUAUUUGGCCAGCGGUUCUUUGAGGCGGUGUUCGAUUCAGAUGCAAUGGAAGAACCGAGCGAGAAGCUGGACUCUGCAGGAACGGGGCCAUGUCUCCCAAUAUAUCCUACGUCAGCAAACAUCUAUUUUAGAUUUGGCAGCCGAACCGUUUGUGCCAAUGGAACUGCGUCCGAUCAUUGUCAUCCCAAUGUGCUACGCCUAAGGAUCCGUCAGACUUCUCUUGACCGCUUUAUCGAGUCAUUGUUCUCUAUCUUGUCGAGAUUAAGCGGUACCUGGAUACAGGACAAAUUCCCAGAAUGGUUCCUGCCCGAGAAUAUCGUCUUGAAAAUCGAAAAGAACAACUGGGAGGCCGAGUUUGAUCAUGAAAUUGUGGCAUACGACAAAUUGCGGUGCGUGCAGGGUACUGUCAUCCCCAAACUAUACGGCAUGAUCGAUUACCACCACAAACGCGCUGUGGUUCUUUCGGAUCUUGGAGGAUUCUCGCUCGCGACCCCAGAAGGUGCAGUGCUCGACAAAGACGAUCUUCAAUCCCUAUUGCAUCCCGCCCUGACAUCCCUCGCUGAACUGGGCGUUUGUCACGAUGAUACUAAACUCGACAACUUUCUGCUCGUGACUGAGGAGGGGAAGGAUAAGAUAAUGAUAGUGGACUUGGAAUCAGCAGAUUUUGAGCAAACGGAAGAGGAACUUGUCUAUACAGCGAAAAACAAAACAAACUGGCUGAUUCGACAGUAUCAAGGUCAUAUAGAUUGUAUGGAAUACGACGGCGUGCGUCUACCCCAGCGGCCCCUCAGAACGUAA
Fusarium pseudograminearum CS3096 is the source of this 1035-nucleotide messenger RNA. RefSeq lists its product as uncharacterized. The record is from RefSeq and is a predicted model, not a curated record. Bases 1 to 1035 code for a protein of 344 amino acids. The transcript has 4 exons. Lineage: Eukaryota; Fungi; Ascomycota; Sordariomycetes; Hypocreales; Nectriaceae.